Suillus fuscotomentosus is the source of this 638-nucleotide messenger RNA. RefSeq lists its product as uncharacterized. NCBI's taxonomy places the organism in Eukaryota, Fungi, Basidiomycota, Agaricomycetes, Boletales, Suillaceae. The record is from RefSeq and is a predicted model, not a curated record. The coding region runs from base 199 to 468 and encodes 89 amino acids. The transcript has 2 exons.
GAACGCACAUUUCAUGGACGACAUCGAGACUUGCCAAAAAUAGAAGGAACCCGGGUGUUGUCGGUUUGGUGGCACGUUCGUUGUGACACAAUGAUUACGCCGUGUGGAAAACAGAUGGAUCGAUGGAGCAUCAUGACGAUUUGGGAUCUUGUUUAUGAGGACACUGCUACGGAUAACAAGCUCUGAUCACGAACAAUCAUGAGCUCACUACGAAAUCACCGUGUCAUCAUCGCUUCACUAUUCUUACCAACGACUGCAGUUCCAGGUGAAAGUAGCCCUCCUACUCCAGAUAUUUAUGCUCGAGAGGUAGGUACAACAGCAGCUAUCCAGGACCUGGGCGGUCGUCCUCCAGCAUUCAGACAUGCUUCAUCGCGAUCUAUCGGUAGCACGCCAGCUCCUCUCAAGAGUAUAGUCGAUGAUUUGAAAUCUCGUGCAAUCACUCCAAUCACCACUCCUCCUCUGAAUUAAAUCCAUUCUCCAAAUUUGCUUCAUUAGCUCCAUCUCCCGCAGGCAAGGGUUCAAUCUCACCGUCCUCUAUCCGAAACAUGGACGUUUCCCUUGCAAAGUUUCAACCAGACCCACUCCAUCCUAUUCGUCUACAGCGCAGAUCAUCCUCAAAGCCACUAGGUACCCCACCA